This is a messenger RNA of Coregonus sp. 'balchen', 3375 nucleotides long. Lineage: Eukaryota; Metazoa; Chordata; Actinopteri; Salmoniformes; Salmonidae. The record is from the annotation of a GenBank genome assembly.
AUGUCAAACAACAACGCCAGCAGCAACUUGGUCAUCGCGCAGAGAGUCGUGAAACAGCUGCGGUUGGAAGCCAGUGUCCGGAGGAUCAAGGUAAAAAAAUGAUCAUAUUAGCAACACUAGCACCAAACAAACACGGAAGAGCUGUAAACGACAUUCCUGUCGCUGGGACAGCAUAGCCGCCUUGAGCAGGCUAGGCUAGUGACGUGAAACAAAGUAGCAAACACGAAGUUACAAUGUUGCAAAGUUUGCUUAAUGAAGUUGUCAUGUUAGGUAUAAUGCAGUUAUAAAUGUUGCUGCCUUGUAUCAAUGUUGUCAUGUUACAAAUGUCUAUUGAACAGUAGGCUAACCUACAUCGUCGCCUCCUGUCAGUAGGCUAGUAUUGUUGACAAAGUAGGCAAAAGUUGAUGGAAUUAUGAAUUACUAUCCUAUUUGAUAGCCUUUAUUAUUUUGGUUAUCGAGACAGUCCUAGGACCCUGGUCCUGUAUCGGUGGCCUGCAGGGUAGAAAGCGUGAAAUAGAUUGAAAGUCAGAGUGUAGGCCUAUCUUGGAUGGGUCAGUUCUCAGUUCACUAACAUUCCCACGGGCUAGUAAUAUUCCGAAGCCGGUUUUUCCUUCUCCAAGUAAACUUGUCAUAUAACUGCCUCUGCCUACACAUGCUAGGCUGCUUCUAGCUCCCGAAAACCCUUCUCCGUAUGUAGGGUUUUCAGCCAUUAUAUUCGCCCACAUUUGGCUCUGUGUAUGUAAGCUACAAUUCUGAUGCUGUGUUUUAACGUCUGUUAAACAGUUUUCGAAACCUAUGCUGAUAUGCCCCUUAUCUUUUCUCAGGUAGAAUCUUUGAAGAAAAUAAUAUACAGUUACUGUAGCCAUUAUAUUUUUGAUUUGAAAGAUUAUUUCUUGCUGACAUUAAAGAUAAAGGGCAUAUCAGCAUAAAUUUCGAAAACCGUUUCGAAAUCGACGAUUGUUGACGUAUAUCUCGAUUUGGCCUCCACAAUUGCGUCACAGCCUCUGUAUACGGAGCCUCCAGACCUAAUUUCGGAUUAAGUAUGAAUCGGUUUUUACACACAGGUGUUCUGAGCAGCUAGAUACAUUUCACAUUUUAGUCAUUUAGCAGACGCUCUUAUCCAGAGUGACUUACAGGAGCAAUUAGGGUUAAGUGCCUUGCUUAAGGACACAUCAACAGAUUUUUCACCUAGUCGGCUCGGGGAUUAGAACCAGCGACCUUUCGGUUACUGGCACAACGCUCUUACCCACUAAGCUACCUGCCGCCACAUGUGCUAAUUAGCUCCGUCUUCCGUAAACAAGUGCUGUAACAUGGACAUAUGGCCGUGUGGGAACACUAACCAUAACUCUAUAAAGUUGUGUAGUAAUAAACAUUGUGUUUUUAUUUUAUUUCUCGCUGAUAUGAAAGAUGCACUCCUUAUGUUUCCAAAACAGUACUGCAAGCGAUGCGUGUUAAUGUUUAGAGCAAGCGUCGGGACUCCUAACAAACCUCCCCUGGUCAGAAGACAUGUAUCGUCAAUAAGCGCUAAAGUAGUUAGCGUCUAUGAGUGGGGCAGGCUACUUCCUGUACAGGGCAUGAAGUACUCUCUUCUUUGCAUUGGAAAUCCAGCUGUAGCCCAACUGUAGUUUAGUCACUAGCAAAUGUAUUCAAAACUUCUGUGUUGAGAUCUGUUACUAUGGAAAUGAGGCUGUGUAGUAGCAGCAGUGCAGUACAGGAGGCUACAGUACAGUGCGCUAUAGGUUUCAAGUUUUAAUGUCACAGGCACAAGUACAGUGAAAUUAUUUUAUUGCUAACUCAAAACCCAACAAUGCAAUAAUCAAUAACAAUGUAUUACUAGAAAGAAAGAAAAAAACACAAGAAAUAAGAAUAGGAAAUAUGAAAUACACGAUUAAGUAAGUAGGUCAGCAUACUAUAUACAGGAAAUAUUUAAAGAGUCAGUUCCGAUACCAUAUUUACAAUGUGCAGGGAUACUGGAGUGAUGGAGGUAGAUAUGUAUAGGGGUAAGGUGACUAGGCAACAGGAUAUAAUAUAAACAGAGUAGCAGCAGCUUGUAUGUGAGUUGGUGUGCGGGGGUGUAGAGUCAGUAUAAAUGUAUGUGCAUAUUAUGUGCGAGUGUUUGUGUGUGUGUUGGAGUGACAGUGUGAGUGUGUGUGUGUACAGCCCUGUGAGUGUUUGUGUGUGUGUUGGAGUGACAGUGUGAGUGUGUAUGGCCCUGUGAGUGUUUGUGUGUGUGUUGGAGUGACAGUGUGAGUGUGUAUGGCCCUGUGAGUGUGUGUAGACAGUGCAGAGUUUGAAUUAAAAGGUUAAUAAAGAUACAAGGUUAACUCAGUCCGUGUAGCUUUUUUGUUAGCUAUUUCUCAGUCUUAUUGCUUGGGAAUAGAAGAUGUUCAAGAGCCUGUUGGUGCCAGACUUGGUGCACCGGUACCUCUUGCUGUGCGGCAGCAGAGAAAAUAGUCUAUGGCUUGGGUGGUUGGGGUCUUUGACGAUUUUCCAGGCCUUCUUUUCACACCGCCUGAUAUAGAGGUCCUGGAUGCCAGGGAGCUCGGCCCCAGUGAUGUACUGGGCUGUCCGUACAACCCUCUGUAGCGCCAUGCGAUCGAGGGCGGUGCUAUUGCCAUACCAAGCAGUGAUGCAGCCAGUCAAUAUGCAGUAUGGACCCCUUGUUUACUCCAUGUCACCUCACCACUGUGUCUACACCUGGAAUGUAUUAGUAGCAUACAGGCCCGGUUUCCCAGAUUAAGCCUAGUCCCGGACUAAAAGCAUGCUCAAUGGAGAUUCUCUAUUGAAAGCUCAUUUUAAUCCAGGACUAGGCUUGAGAUGUGUCUGGAAAACCGGUCCAUAGUGCAUAUAGCUCCUGUAGGUUUUCGCUCCAACCCCAGUUGUAACUAACCUGAUUCAACGUAUCAACCAGCUAAUUAUUAGAAUCAGGUGCGCUAGAUUAGGGUUGGAGCAAAAACCUACAGGAGGGUAUCUCUCCAGGAACAGGGUUGGAGUGAACCUACAGGACAGUUUCUCUCCAAGAAUGGGGUUGGAGAGCCCUGGUAUAUAGUAUCUAGGGGCAGUUUCCCGGACACAGAUUAAACCUAGUCCUGGACUAAAAACAGCUUUUAAUAGACAUUCUUCAUUGAGAUCACUGUCUGGUCCAGGACUAGGUUUAAUCUGUGUCUGGGAAGCCGCCCCAUAAUACAUCAGUCCCAGUCAUAUUUCUUCUUCGACUCUGUCAUUAAUUAUUAUUAUAAUUAACCCCAGGUGUCUCAGGCUGCAGUCGACCUGAAGAACUUCUGUCUGCAGAACGCUCACAAGGACCCUCUCCUGAUGGGGGUACCCUCCAGUGACAACCCCUUCAGACCCCCCAAGUCCUGCAGCCUGUUCUGA